UCAGCAGCCGCCUCUGGUGGAGCUACAGGCGGCAGGACGGACGGCGGCUCCCCGGGACUCAGGACGCCGGUCUGUUGGAAGUUUACCCCGGAGAGCGGAACAAUGAGGCAGAGCCGCCGGGCUGCCGGACCGCUAACGGCUAGCUAGGAGCGGAAACUCUCCGGUAACUCUCCGGUAACGGCUCUCACACCGACUUCUACCGCCUCACACACAGCUCGGGACACUUUAACUCAUAUUUACCGGCUUACCGGUCACUUCUGGAGGCUUUAAUCUGAACUAGAAGAAGUUUGUUUGUGGAUAUAAUGGAGACGGACUCGGUGGCAGGCGACGUGGACUCCCUGCACGGAGGACUGCUGGACCCCCUACUGGACCGGAUCCUGGUGGACACCGUGUCCCAGCAGCAGGGCUGGCUCCGGGUCUAUGACGUUAAAGGUCCUCCGGCUCACCGCUUCUCCUGCGGCCAGAGUCCGUACACAGACAGCAGCUCCUGGGAGAGGAAGCUCUGCAUCCUGACAGACAGCCAGCUCAUCCUGCUGCACAGGGACGACCAGGCUGCAGGUGAGGAGUCUCCCACGGACUCGUCUAAAGGUCGUAGUCUCCGAAGGACAGUCAGCGUCCCGUCAGAGGGACAGUUCACAGAGUUUCCAGCAGAGGGCGCAACCGCCAUGCUCGAAGUGUCUUCGGAGCGCUCUCCCAGGAGGAGGAGUAUCUCUGGUCUGAGCUCAGAGAAGAGCGUCGCUGUCGACAACCCCAACUCGUCUCCUUUCAAGGUCCCGGGUUUCUUCAGUAAACGUCUCAAAGGAUCCAUCAAGAGGACGAAGAGUCAAACCAAACUGGACAGAAACACAACGAGCAGCUUCAGACUGCUGAGAGCAGCAGAACCAGACAGGUCUCGUGGUCUCCCCAAGCUGAAGGAGUCGAGCUCCCAUGAGUCCCUGCUGAGCCCGGGCAGCGCGGUGGAGGCUCUGGACCUCAGCAUGGAGGAGGACGUGCUCAUCAAGCCGCUGCACAGCAGCAUCCUGGGACAGGAGUUCUGCUUCGAGGUGACGUUCUCCGGCGGCAGCAAGUGUUUCAGCUGCACGUCAGCGUCAGAGAGAGACAAAUGGAUGGAGAACCUGAGGAGAACCAUCCAGCCCAACAAGGACAACUGUCGGCGGGCGGAGAACCUGCUGCGUCUUUGGAUCAUCGAGGCCAAAGACCUGCCGCCCAAGAAGAAGUACUUCUGCGAGCUGUGUCUGGACGACGUGCUGUACGCCCGAACCACCAGCAAGACUCGCCACGACAGCCUGUUCUGGGGCGAGUACUUCGACUUCUCGGGGCUCCCUGCCGUACACAGCGUCACCGUGCACAUAUACCGAGACCUGGACAAGAAGAAGAAGAAGGACAAGAACAACUACGUGGGGCUGGUGAACAUCCCUGUGGCCGGCGUGACCGGCCGGCAGUUCGUGGAGAAGUGGUACCCUGUCAGCACACCCACCCCCAGCAAGGCCAAGGGGGGUGGGCCCUCCAUCCGCAUCAAGUCCCGCUUCCAGACCAUCUCCAUCCUGCCCAUGGAGCAGUACAAGGAGUUUGCCGAGUUCGUCACCAACAACUACAGCAUGCUGUGCUCCGUGCUGGAGCCCGUCAUCAGCGUCAAGAACAAGGAGGAGAUGGCCUGCGCCCUAGUGCACAUCCUGCAGAGCACCGGCAGGGCCAAGGACUUCCUCACUGAUCUGGUGAUGUCAGAGGUGGACCGAUGCGCCGACCAUGACGUCCUGAUCUUCAGGGAGAACACGCUCGCCACCAAGGCCAUCGAGGAGUAUCUGAAGCUGGUGGGACAGAAAUACCUGCACGACGCGCUAGGAGAGUUCAUCAGGGCUCUGUAUGAGUCUGAUGAGGUGUGUGAGGUGGAUCCUGUUCGAUGCUCCUCCAGUGAACUCUCUGAACAUCAGAGCAACCUGAAGAUGUGUUGCGAGCUCGCCUUCUGCAAGAUCAUUAACUCCUACUGCGUGUUUCCUCGUGAGCUGAAGGAGGUGUUUGCAUCGUGGAAGCAGCAGUGCGUGUCUCGCGGCCACCAGCAGGACAUCAGCAAGCGUCUGAUCAGCGCCUCUCUCUUCCUGCGCUUCCUGUGUCCCGCCAUCAUGUCGCCAUCGCUCUUCAGCCUGAUGCAGGAGUACCCCGAUGACCGCACCUCACGCACGCUCACGCUCAUCGCCAAGGUCAUCCAGAACCUCGCCAACUUUACCAAGUUCGGGAACAAAGAGGAGUACAUGGCGUUCAUGAACGACUUCCUGGAGCACGAGUGGGCGGGGAUGAUGCGUUUCCUGUCGGAGAUCUCCAACCCCGAGACGCUGUCCAACACACCGGGCUUUGAGGGAUACAUCGACCUCGGCCGCGAGCUGUCCGUGCUGCACGCCCUGCUGUGGGAGGUCGUCUCCCAGCUCGACAAGGGUGAAAAUUCCUUCCUGCAGGCCACCGUGGCAAAGCUGGGCCCGCUGCCGAGGAUUCUGGGAGACAUCUCUCGCUGCCUGGCGGCGCCGACGCCAACGGCAGUCCAGCAGCAGCUCAGACGCUUCCAGGAGCACAACCUGAGCGGCAGCCUGUCGUCAGGGUUACAGCGCAUCUUCGAGGACCCCGCCGACAGCCGUAGUGACGUUCGCAGCCUUCAGUCUCCGCUGGGCGGCGACCUGUCUGAGGGUUUUGUUCGGGGUCAGCGCCCCCUGCUGGCCCCGCAGCUCCCCUGCAGCCCCGCCAGCCUGUCGGACCCGGAGGAUCGAGACCCGCUGCCCAACGGACGCAGCAUCUCCCUGGUGGACCUGCAGGACCAGAGCCUACAUGCCGCGCCGCCGCCUCACCACGAGGCCCCGCCCCGCCUCAGCAGGGUGGGCUCCCAGGCCUCCAUCGGACACACCCCGCCCCCGCUCGGCUACCCACACUCCAACCCGCUGACCCCCCAGCCGGCACCGCACCCGACCAAAGCCUCGCCGCGGGACGUGACGCCGCAGAGCGCGCCGCAGGUGAGGCGGCCGCUGCAUGCAGCGCUCAGCCAGCAGCGCAGCCUGCAGCCGCUGUCCUUCCAGAACCCCGUGUACCACCUGAGUAACCCCGCCCACAGCCUCGCCGCACGCUCCGCCCACUCGCUGCGGCAGGACUCCAGCUCCGAGAACCUGAGCACGGAGAGCUCCCACAACAGCCACAGCAACUCCGACGACUUCGGCAGCCAGGUAGGGGUCAAAGGUCGCGUAGCGUCCAACAGCAGCCUGGAUGAGUCGGGCAGCAGGCGGAGCAUCCAGAGUGAGGAGUGUUCCACGCCGCGUCGCCACCCCCCUGACCUCCCGCCCGGCGCUGCAACAGCAGUCGCCAUCCCCCGCCAGAGCACGACGGCGGGCACCGCCCACAUCGUGAAGGUGGAGCAGCAGAGCCGAGGGGGCGGGGCAAGGACGCCGCGCUCCCUCCCCCACAGUGCCUCGCUCCGCAGCAGCAGCAGUGCCAACACCGAGCCACCCGCCGCCUCCGCGCAUGCCGCCCGCCAGCAGGAGAACAUGGCUCCGCCCCCGAGGACCGCCACCAAGCCGCCGCAGCAGGUGGUGUCCCCGGUGGAGGCGGUGGCCAUGUCUCCGGUGGAGAGGACGGCAGCCUGGGUGCUGAACAACGGCCAGUACGAGGAGGAGGAGGAGGGAGGAGGAGCAGGAGGAGUAGCAGGAGGAGUAGCAGGAGGAGUAGCAGUAGCAGGAGGAGCAGGAGAGAGGAGCAGAGAGGAGGGCAAGAACACUGAGAAGUAUGAGCAGGAGAUUUCCCGUCUGAAGGAGCGUCUGCGUGUGUCUGCUCGUCGUCUGGAGGAGUAUGAGCGCCGUCUGCUGGCUCAGGAGCAGACGAUGCAGAAGCUCCUGCAGGAGUACAAGCAGAGACUGGAGGAGAGCGAGGAGAGACUGAGAAGGCAGCAGGAGGAGAAGGACGGACAGAUGAAGAGCAUCAUCUGCAGGCUGAUGGCGGUGGAGGAGGAGUUGAGGCGGGACCACGCCGAGAUGCAGGCGGUGAUCGAAGCCAAACAGAAGAUCAUCGACGCUCAGGAGAGGCGGAUCGGCUCUCUGGACACGGCGAACUCGCGGCUGAUGGCGGCGCUGACGCAAGUGAAGGAGCGCUACAGUGUCCGCAACGGCCUGUCGCCUAGCAACCCUACCAAGCUGUCAAUCACUGAGAACGGAGAGUUCAAGAACAGCAGCUGCUGAUUGGCCGGCCGGGACAAAGGGGCGGGGCUAAGACUCUUAAAGCUACGGCGGCAAGAAAGAAUCUAUAAAUACGAGUGUAAAUACUGAAGGUUUGAUCUGUUCAGUGUACAGAGAGAGAGAGAGUGUGUGUGUGUGUGUGUGUGAGUGUGUGUGUGUGUGUGUGUGUGUGUGUGUCACAGAAGCACAGUGAGGAAGAAACAAACCAAAAACUAAAACGCACUCAAGUUUUCUAACCGACUUUUUUAUCGUUUUUAUUUUAAUCUUAAUUUUUGUUUUUGUCGUCAGACUGAAGUCCAUUUAUUUUAUUUUAUUGUUUUAUUUUUUAGAGUGGAGGUUUUUUUUUUUGUUUUUUUUACCUGCUGAGAUGUUUUUGUGGGUUUUAAUUUAUUCCUCCACCUGUUGAUCUACUGAAGAGACUGUGUAGGGUCAGGGUCAAAGGUCACACCUGUCUGCUGUCCCACGUUGAAUAAAAGCUCCUGAAAGUCAAA
Messenger RNA from Centropristis striata (black sea bass), 4696 nucleotides. It is a transcript of the gene rasal2, whose product is annotated as RAS protein activator like 2. Lineage: Eukaryota; Metazoa; Chordata; Actinopteri; Perciformes; Serranidae. The transcript has 18 exons. The record is from RefSeq and is a predicted model, not a curated record. Gene Ontology annotation, biological process: regulation of GTPase activity. The coding region runs from base 303 to 4208 and encodes 1301 amino acids.